Chenopodium quinoa (quinoa) is the source of this 1907-nucleotide messenger RNA. RefSeq names its product probable S-adenosylmethionine-dependent methyltransferase At5g38780. The record is from RefSeq and is a predicted model, not a curated record. Bases 145 to 1266 code for a protein of 373 amino acids. The transcript is spliced from 3 exons. Gene Ontology annotation, biological process: methylation. NCBI's taxonomy places the organism in Eukaryota, Viridiplantae, Streptophyta, Magnoliopsida, Caryophyllales, Amaranthaceae. Gene Ontology annotation, molecular function: S-adenosylmethionine-dependent methyltransferase activity.
AUGAUAGUUACGCAUAAUAUGACACGUAGUAAUUAAUUAAGAAACUCUCCUAGUUUAUUUAAACGUGAAGAGUUUGGCAAUAACCAAGUAAAAGGAAAAAGCAACAUCGACACAAGUAAAUUUUAUCUCUAGAGAGAGUGAGAGAUGGCAGCAGUAGAAGCAUAUCCGAUGAAAGGAGGAGAUGGCACUUUCAGCUACAUCAAGAACUCCAGCUUUCAGAAAUUAGCUUCAAGUGUAGUACAAGGGCUAAUUUGCUCAGCAAUCACUGAGAAAUUUGAUCCCAUGAACAUCUUCUUGACCAUUACCGCCACAACACCAUCAGCAACCCCGACGACGAUCCGUUUAGCUGACCUUGGGUGCUCAGUAGGUCCAAAUACGUUCACUGCAAUGCAAAAUGUGAUAGACACAGUCACAACCAAAGCCAAAUCCUUGUCUUGCCAAAACCCGCAAUAUCAAGUCUUCUUCAAUGAUCAUGUAGGAAAUGAUUUCAACACCCUCUUUACCUCCAUUCCCUCUGAUCGUGCCUACUUCUCAGCUGGUGUGCCCGGUUCCUUCUAUGGCCGUCUCUUCCCUGACUCAUCGCUCCAUUUCAUCCACUCGUCGUAUUCUCUACAAUGGUUGUCUAAGGAGCCUAAGGAGUUGCUUAACAAGGAAUCUGAGGCGUGGAAUGGUGGGAGGAUCCAUUACACUGGUGCUCCGCGAGGUGUUGUGGAUGCUUAUGCUAGGCAGUUUUCUGAAGACAUGGGGUUGUUCUUGGGUGAAAGAGCGAAAGAGCUCGUUGUUGGUGGGAUGAUGGUGCUCAUCAUGCCUUGUAUUCCAGAUGAAAGUGUGGCUCAUUCUCAGGUUCCUACUGGGAUCAUGUUCGACCUUUUGGGUGCUUCCCUGGUGGAUAUGGCUCAAGCUGGAGUCAUAAGCCAAGAGCGAGUAGACUCCUUCAACUUGCCAAUCUACAGCGUUUCACCAAUGGAGAUGGAAUCCUUAGUAAAGAAGAACGGGCGAUUUAGCAUUGAGAAAAUGGAGUUAACUGAUCCAACUUCGGGAAGAAAGAAUAAUGAGGGUGGUUCUAAGACUUCGGGCGAUGGCAACGCAAUAGCGAAUCACCUGAGAGCUGGAAUGGAAGGAAUUUUGUCCAAACAUUUUGGUGUUGAGAAAAUGGAUGAACUGUUUAAAAGGUUCUCUAAGAAGACCAUUGAGUUUUCUGAUAAGUUCAAGUCAAGCCUUAAGCAAGGAACUCAGUUGUUCAUCGUCCUUGUCAAAAAGAAUUAAGCUCCUUUUAUAAUCAUUUCCUUCUAUUGUUUUUCAUAAAUUGCAGUUUAAUUUUUUUUUUUGGGCCACAAAUUUCAAGAAUUUAGAAGUCUGUCUCUUACUUGUUAUAAUGUUCCAUAUUAUUGGGCCGAAAUACCGAAAAAGAUAGGAAUUGAUUAAGCUAGUUGUGGUAAUUGUCUUCAAUAAGUCUAUUGUGCACCCUGGUCCACCUAGGAUAGCUGGACCCAGGCGAUUGUUCAGAUUUUAUUACCAAAUGUUCAAAAGUAUGGACGUGGUGCAGUGUUCGGAUUUUUUUUUACAAAAUGUUCAAAAUUUGCAAUUGUUCAGAUUUAUUUACGAAAUGUUUAAAAGUAUAGGCAUACAUUGAGAUUGUUCAGAUAUUUUUACUAAAUGUUCAAAAUUUGCGAGGUUCAGAUUUUUUUACUUAAUGUUCAAAUUUUGCAAUUGUCCAGAUUUUUUUUUACUAAAUGUUCAAAAGUGUAGGCGUGGUCAUUGUGAUUGUUCAAAUAUUUUUACUUAUUGUUCAAAUUUACGAUGUUCGGAAUUUUUUACUAAAUGUUCAAAAUUUGCAAUUGUACAGAUCUUUUUACAGAAUGUUCAAAAGUAUAUGUGUGGUACAUUACGAUUGUUCAGAUAUUUUC